This is a messenger RNA of Lingula anatina, 1544 nucleotides long. RefSeq lists its product as uncharacterized. The record is from RefSeq and is a predicted model, not a curated record. NCBI's taxonomy places the organism in Eukaryota, Metazoa, Brachiopoda, Lingulata, Lingulida, Lingulidae. Gene Ontology annotation, biological process: amino acid transmembrane transport. Gene Ontology annotation, molecular function: L-amino acid transmembrane transporter activity. Gene Ontology annotation, cellular component: vacuolar membrane.
UAGGCCCAACAAGCCCACUGCCCUUCAACAUGUUGGUGACUUUGCAAACAUGGUCAAGGCAUUUAUUGGCUCCAACUACCUUGCUUUGCCUUUUGCAUUUAGUCAGAGUGGACUUGGUUUUGGACUUGGUGGCUUACUUAUUAUUGUUGCCAUGACAGAUUACUGUUGUCAGCUAUUAGUCAAAGUAAAACAUAUUGUGGUUAAUAAUAUAGUUGACACAAAAAGAAUUCAAGAAAAAAUUGAAAGAGCCUCAAGUAUAGCAAAUGCAUCAACAUCAUCUUCGUCAUCGUCUUUUACUUCACCAUCGCCUGCAGCAUCAAGUACAGCAGAAGAGGAUGAACUAGCCAUUCACUCUUUUCACCAGCAAGUUGCUAAAUCACUCAGCUAUCAGGAUAUUGGACGUAUAGUCUUUGGAACCCCUGGAUCAGUAAUAGUACAAAUGUGUUUGCUUCUCACACAAUUUGGUUUCUGCAUUGGUUACUUUGUGUUUCUUGGUAACACUAUUUAUUCUAUGUUCCCAGUGAAAAUAGUGGAGACUAAUACAAGUAUGCCAGAUAUAAAUGUUACCCAAAGUUUACCACAAUUGGUAACUGUAUUACCUGGAUUGAGCACCUCUACAUCAGAAUCCAUUCAAAAUGGUUCCAUGGGAUUUUAUAGUACUCGUAGUUCAUUGAACAGUCAAGUUUACAGCAAACAUAAGACAGAGACGAUAAGGAUAUCAUCAACUGUUUCAGCAACCACACAGGCAUACCAACCCACCAGUUUGGGGACAACCAGAACACCCAAUACACAGGGAACACAAACAACCUUUACAACACCUAAAAUUUUUAACAGCAGUGAUAAUUCUGAACACCAAACCAUUAUGUCAAAUUCUUCUGAAAUAUCUCAUUUAUUAGAAAUGACAGAAGGAAAAGAAGGAAAAAUUUUAACAGAUGCAAACUCUAGUAUGGUAGCAGGCAGCAGCCCAAGUUAUGUGUCUGAUGACAAUGUCAAUGAUACAACCAGUGACUCUAGCAUUAAAGCAGGUGGUAAUUUCAGUGUUGUUAAUGGUAGUUCAAGUGAUACUUUCACACAGAAUAGUAACUCCAGUGACAGUUUCACCCAGAAUAGAACCAAGCGGUUUGUGGAAAAUAUAGAUGACAGAAGGGUUACAAUUCCCAUAUAUUUGCCUCAAGAGACCAUGUCCAGCCUUACGAGCAGUGCCACCAUUGGGAACCAGACAGUAAUCAGCACAGCCCCUGCCUUGCAGUACCUAGUGUUGGUUCCUGGACCUGUGUUCAUCUUCUUCUCAUGGAUCAGACAUGUGAGGAGUAUGGGGCCUAUCAGCCUUAUCGCUAAUUUAGCCAUCUUUGCAGGGUUUGUGUCUGUGCUCUGCUAUUUGAUUGUAGGUUUCACAGUAUCAGAAAGUGUAGUGUGGUUCAAACUGGAAACCUUCCCCAUCUUCUUUGGUCAGGUGACCACUGCAUAUGAAGGAAUUGGACUUAUUAUACCCAUAGAAUCCAGCAUGGAAAAUAACAGACACAGCUUUGCAUCAUUCCUCCAUG